UCAGUUCCAUCCAGCCCUGAUCUCUGGCUGUUCCUUACGCGUUGGAACAAGUGUCUUUUGUGCGGGAUUCACGGAUUCACGGCUUCACUGUGCGGGGAUGAAGCACGUACGGAAUCACGCGCGCGCGUCCAUGGAAUAACACAAUCGCUGUAACCUUCGGCAGAUUUUAUUGGAUUUGAGGCGAUGAUGGAUUCAUUUUGCGCGCACUUUCUACUGUCGGAGUGAAGACGCGCGUCUGUGUGUGUGUGUGUGUGUGUAGGUGUGUGUGUGUGUGUGUGUGUGUGAAAAGUGGAUCAUGAGCUGCACUCCGGCGUCUGUGUGUUUCUGCACGUUUUCUAACAGAUCUGAGCGCUCUGCGGUCAUGAGAAGAGCAGACGGUGUGGAUUAGACUAUUUUCAUUUCCCAACUUUUUUUUUUUGGACGUCACUUUCCUUUCUCUCUCCAUGUGGGAUCUAACACAGCUUCUCCUCGGUGGCCUGGAAUGAAAUGAUGGCGACACGUCAGGGUGAUGAUGGGGAACAUGCAGCCACACCGCCAGCACGUGAGUGUAAGAAGGAUGGUCCGAGUGAGCUGUCCCCUGUGUCCCCUGUGUCCCCCGUGUCCCCUGUGUCCCUCGUGUCCUCAGCACCUGUGGAGCAGCUCUUCUCCUGGCCAGGACCUAAAACUCUGCACCUACACCGAACCUCACAGGGCUUCGGCUUCACGCUGCGUCACUUCAUCGUCUACCCUCCUGAGUCUGCUGUACACUCCUCAUUUACGGAAGAAGACAAUGGAAGUCGAGGGAGGCCGCGGUGUCGUCUCGAGCCGAUGGACACCAUCUUUGUGAAACAGGUGAAGGAGGGAGGCUCCGCCCACCAAGCUGGGCUUUGCACAGGUGAUCGUAUAGUGAAAGUGAACGGUGAGAGCAUCAUCGGGAAAACAUACUCACAAGUCAUAGCACUCAUACAGGACAGUGACACGUCUCUGGAGCUCUGUGUGAUGCCUAAAGAUGAAGAUAUAUUGCAAUUGUUCUCCCGGGACAUCACAGCUCUGGCCUAUUCCAAAGAUGCAUAUCUUAAAGGGAAUGAAGCAUAUAGUGGAAAUGCACAAAACAUCCCAGAACCUCCUCCUAUCUGCUACCCUCGGAUAGAGACUAAGACUUCAGGGAUGACACAUACCGAUGAGCCUUCUGCUCCCGCGGGAGCCCAUGGAGUGUUGUCCCAAGGGGCGGAGCCAUGCUCUGAUAUGGUCUAUUCUGUGGAAGUCCCUACUACACAGUUGUCUCCAUCUUCUCCUCGUUCUCAUGUUUCCAAACUCCAGACUGUUGCAUGCAUAUAUGAUGAAACUGUGCACGUUGCAGGGGCAGAGGUUUCUGAUUCUCCGGACUGUUCUCCUCACCUGCAUGGCACGAGCAAUAAUCUCAGGUUUCAGGAGACAAAAAACACACCUCUUUGUACCUCAUCUCUGGAAAACAUUUCCUCAGUUCGUCCACGAUCCCAAACCACGCCUUGUUCUUCUUCUGGCAGAGGGACACAGUUUCACUACACACCAAAAAGACCAUCAGAAUCACCGGGAUUCUCCACACACAUUCCUCCGUUUCACCCAGGCUCCACACCCACGCCGUCUGGUAGACAUGCCAUGAGCCGUUUCACAAACUCUCCUACAGCAAUUGCAUCAUCUCCCUGCUCCCCAAUGCACCAGAACAUUGACUGGAGAAAUUACACCACCUACAAGGAGUACAUUGACAACAAGCGCCUUUAUACCUAUAGUAGCAGGACCAUACAAGAAAGACUGGACAGCCUGCGGGCUGCAAGCCAAACUAAUAAAGCAAACAUGAGUACAGAGGGUGUGAAUGGAUCCCAGCCAAGGCAGAGGAGCAUGUGCCAUGAGCGAGGUCCUGCGAAUGCUGGAGUCCAGUCUCUAUGCAGCAAGUCUCAGGAAAGACUGGAAGUAAAGGAACGAGUAACCUCAAGAAACUGGCAUCGGAGUGCAUCACAGGAUGCAAUUCCUUCAUCCUCAAAGAGCACAUACAAACCUCGGGCAAGAUCUUGCGACUACCUGGGCAGACAAGCUGAGGGCAGGGUGUCAUUGAUAGACAGGAGGGUUUAUGGAAGGACAGAGACGGAGGAAAAGGCACUUAACUGCACUGGAGAGGAGACAGAAGACUGCAGGCAGUCAGUCUCGUUAGGCAAAGCAGCACAGACUCAAAGGAACAUGGUGGCUGGAUAUGGCAGUUUCCCAGGACUAAAUGCUAAAAGUAAAGGUACAGAUCCAAUUCUAAGCUCCAGAGCGGAGAGUCUGGAUAAUGCUGCUGCUUCUAAGUCAGGGCUGUCAAUUCAGACCUCCAGACUGGACGACUCUUAUGUAGCCAAGGCUCUCGCUUCCUUAAACACGGGUGUUACCACAGCCUUGGUGACCACAAAAAAACAAAAAACUGACCUUAUGCCAAAGUACAUGUCUCCCAUACGACAGCAUGAAGGCCAUUUGGAGCCCACGGGUUCCAUUCCUUGCCCUGACCACUCCAAAUCUCAAAGGACUCAGCAGGAAGGGGCUUCGGUAGCCACUAAUGGUUCGGUUGUGGAAGGUCUCGAAGGCGCUGAGGCCACAGUGGUGGUGGUGAGGAGGGAUAAAACAAAAAAGUCAGGUCCUUUACUGUCAGGUCCUCUCAGACACCCGUCCUACAUUCAGGCUGUGAAUGAUGAAGCAGGAAGAGUGGAGAAUAUCACAAAGAAGUGCUGGGGGUCCAGAAAUGCUGUGCAAGAUGGAUUCACACACUGGUUCGGAGAGGAAUACAAACCCUCAGGAUCCGGCCAACUGCACGAGUCCCUCGACUCUAUACCCUUCAUUGACGAGCCGUCCAGCCCCAGCACUGACCUCGAAGACACGCAGUUCCCUGUUUGCACCAUCGUCUCGGCUGUUCCUCCGAGUCCCACCUCCUCCUCUGCCAUUCUUCACCGCCAGCUCUCUCACGGUCAAGACUCCAUGCGGUUCACAGUUCAAGAUUCUGAUUCUGGCACUAAAACAGAGCGUUCCAAGUCCUGCGAUGAGGGACUGGACACCUACAGGGACAAAGGACAAGGGACACUGAUAAAGAACAUCGGUCUGAGGGGACUUAGGAAGACUGUGGAUCGGUCCUCAGAAGAUUCUGGCUCUAGGAGAAACUCUUUAUCUGAUGUCUUUGUUAACACUACUAAGGAGGGAGUCCUGCACUUCCGCCAGUUCAGUUCAGACAAGGGCAAGCGUGUAGGCGGAGGCAUGCGGCCAUGGAAGCAGUUGUAUGCUGUUCUCCGUGGCCACUCCCUCUAUCUAUAUAAGGACAAGAAGGAGGGGCAAACAGCAAACUCACACACGGAUGAGGAGCCUUUAUCCAUCAGCAUUAAGGCCUGUCUGAUCGACAUCUCCUACAGCGACACCAAGAGGAAGAACGUGCUGAGGCUGACCACGUCGGACUGUGAGUACCUGUUCCAGGCAGAGGACAGAGAGGACAUGCUCGCAUGGAUACGCGCCAUUCAGGAGAACAGCAACCUGGAUGAAGAGAACGCCCUGAUUACCAGCACAGACCUCAUCAACCGCAAAAUUAAGGAGUACAACACACUGAUGAGUCCAACCAGCAGUAAGACCGAGCCAUCCCCGAGGUCGUCUCGUCAGUCUCUGAGUAUCAGACACACUCUACUGGGAGGAAACAAAACCCCGAGUCCUCACUCCACCCACAAGGAGCAGGAGAGGAGGCUCAUACACAGAGAUGAAGCGAGUCCACCGAAGGAGAAAGGACUGCGGAGGAAAGGGAUCCCAGGGCUGAUGAGGAAGACGUUUGAGAAGAAGGUUGUUCCUGGAGUCACUUUUGGUGUGAGACUGGACGACUGUCCUCCUGCUCACACAAACAGAUUUGUACCCCUGAUUGUAGAGGUGUGCUGUAAGCUGGUGGAGGAGAGGGGGUUGGAGUACACAGGGAUUUACAGAGUCCCGGGGAACAACGCUGCCAUCUCCAGCAUGCAGGAGGAACUGAACAGAGGAGUGGGACAGAUCGACGUUCAGGAGGAUAAAUGGAAGGACCUCAAUGUGAUCAGCAGUUUAUUAAAAUCUUUUUUCCGGAAGCUUCCUGAUCCUCUCUUUACCAACGAGAAAUACGCUGACUUUAUCGAUGCAAACAGAACCGAGGACCCGGUGGAGAGGCUGAAAGUACUGAAGCGGCUGCUUCAUGAGUUGCCUGAUCAUCACUAUGAGACCCUGAAGUUCCUCUCAGCUCACUUGAAAACUGUGGCUGAAAACUCUGAGAAGAACAAAAUGGAGCCGCGGAACCUGGCCAUCGUGUUCGGUCCCACGCUGGUACGAACAUCUGAGGACAACAUGACACACAUGGUCACACACAUGCCUGAUCAGUACAAGAUUGUGGAGACACUCAUUCAACAUUACGACUGGUUCUUUACUGAUGAGGGAGAAGAAGAACCAGAGACGAUGGUGCAGACAGAGAGCGCCGUAGAGACGCAGCCCGUUCCCAACAUUGACCACUUGCUCACCAACAUCGGCCGCACCGGCGUCUCUCCUGGAGAAGUUUCAGAUUCACCCACUAGUGAUUCUGCCAAAUCAAAGGGUUCGUGGGGGUCUGGGAAGGACCAGUACAGUCGCGAACUGGUCUCCUCCAUCUUUGCUGCAGCUAACCGUAAACGUAAGAAGGCCAAAGAGAAGCUGCAUGUUAGCAGCUCUGACGAUGACCUGGAUGCUGUUUUUUUUGAGAGUGAGCUGCAGAACCAUAAACAAAAAGAGAACAAUUUAACAGGAGUCAAUGGGAAAGAACCUGAGAAAAUACCAAAGUGGCACAAAGAGCAUAGGAACUCAUUCUUCUUGAAGAAACCAUAUCCCAUUAAGUUCUCUGAAUCUGAAAAAUAUUCUACAUUGCCCAAUCUCCGCCUCCGAACUCCAGCUCCUUCAAAAAGCUCUAUAUCUGAAUCACCUUCUCAGGUGGAGGACCUUGGCGCGUUGAACCCAGGAACAUCUGGGUCCAGAAAUCGCUUGAGAAUUUUUGACACAUCAGCUUCCUUUGCCACAGAUAUAACUCCAUCCAGUGCUGUUGGCGGAUCGGCCACGGCAGAAGUGAGCUCUAUUACUUCAGAUUACUCCACCACCUCCUCUUUGACGUUUUUGACUGGGGUGGAGUCAAGCAUGCUCAGUGCAGAUUUGCAGAGCCGGGGCGGAGACGAGGCCGAUGACGAGCGCAGUGAGCAGAUCAGCGAGGGACGACAAAUGGAGACGGACAGCGAGACAGAGUUUCCUGUUUUUAUCAGAGGUGCUACGACUCCUGUUACUCUGUCUAAGAUCAUUCCUAGAAGGUCAGAAUGUACUACCGUUCAAAAGUCUUUACACCGCUACAUCCUGCCUUCACAAAGGCUAACCACAUUCAAGAGGCGGUCCUUGCACCAGAAGACAGACAGUGAAUCAUCAUUAGAAGCUGGAGCCAGCCGAGAUGGAGAGAGGAUGAGCCGAAGUGAGCCGAGCCGACUGUCUCGUGUUCUGGAAGCAGUGAAAAAAGGUCGUUCUGUGGGAAGCCUCAACUCUGCCUCUUCCUCCUCGCACAACCAGACAGAACCAACAAAGCGCCCCAGUAUCACUGAGAGGCUGAAGUCCCACUUCCGCUUGUCUGCAGAUGAUAUGUUUGGAAUUGGAGGGCACAAAAAUAGCAGGAAGAAAGAAAAAAGAGUCCGUCGGAGACACACUGUGGGUGGACAGCGGGACUUUGGCGAACUUGCGGUAAUUAACGACUGGCGUGAACAGGGUGGUGCCGAGAAGGGGGCGGAGCUUUCAGACACAGAUCAGCUCAAACUUCAAAUCACUAGAGAGGUUUCCAUUCGGGACUGGAUUAACCGCGACCACUGGCAUUCUAGUACCUUGCGGGAUGGUUCACAAGGGUCAAAGGUCAUGACUGGAACUGGCGAGGGUUCGAGUUGUCCUGCUUCUUCCCGGACUUUCCAGUCUAAUAUGGAUCAGUUGAAUGGGGGUCAACCAAAGUGCAAAGGCAAAGCCAACCUGAACUCGGGCUCUGACGCUCACCCGCAUAAACUGUCCGGGGCUCAAGUUGUGCGCUCGCAGUUCUACCAAUGUUUAUAAACAUGUCUGCAUAUGUGUGUGUGUGUGUGUUUGUGUGUGUAUAAAACAAAUGAAAGUGAAUGAACGAAAAAACAAAUUGAUUAAUGUUCAUAGAGGUACUGCACAAUAUUUUGUAUCCUUUUAAUCCCUUCUCCUCUUUUUAACAAAGUAUAUAUAAAGUAUAUAUAUAAAAUUUAAAUUGUAUAUAUCUAUAUGUGUAUAGGCUCAUAAAAGGACUAACUGGAAUUAAAUGUAUCAGAUUUAAAUUGUAAUCUCGAUUCUAUGGAUCAAAUCCCUCUUGUAUUUUGUUCACCAAGACGUGUUUGCUGUCAGACGUUUGCUUUUUCUCAAUGUUUUGCAACAGUUCUAAUGGAGCUAACAAAGUAUGUGAAGUCGAAAUCGACACAAUGAGUGCAAGCGGCUUCAGAGACAUUAUAUUUUCUGUAGAUGGGCAAUAGAAAUAAUCCUCCAGUCCUGUAGGAAAGGAAUAUAAAGACACUCCAGGAAGCUCACUCGUUUUUUCCUACAUAAAAUAAAUCUGAUUUUAAAAUACACCCCUUUUAUAAGAAAGUGUCAGAGAUUUUCAUGAUGGAUUUUUUAGGGACGUUGCUGGAAUGAUUAGUUCCCAGCACGGGAACAUCAGGCAUAGGUUUAUGCAUAUUAUGGCUAUGUGACCUGUCAGAGAUGGACUGCAACAACAAGCACUUAUAAUGAGAGACAGUGAGGUGUGUGUAGUACACAAUAUUUUGUGUGAUGAGCAUGUAUAGAGAAACCACGUGUCCCGUGUCACUGACUGAACCGGUGGGGAAAGCUACUUAAGAAAAACGCUGGUUGUUCAAUAUGGGAUCCGAUGAAAAAUUCCAGAGUUGAGAUCCAUUCUGAGGAUUAAAUCAUGUCCCACUGUGUCAUCACACAUCAGGGCAUCUGUAGAUGACUUCCAUGCAUGGGUGUCAGAACCAUUAUAUGUGGGUGAGACAGGACCCACCCACUUUUUAAGACCAAUACUAUUGGACCCACCCACUUUUACCGUCUCUAUUCAGCGCAAAUGUCUUUUUUUAAUUACUUUUCAGAGCGCCGCCAGUCGAAUUCAUUCUGCUUGAGGAAUGCCCUAAUAAAUUUAACUCUAUUCCGCGUUUUACCUACAACAUUGACCACGCUCCUGCUUCCUGAAAUCUAUGGGCAUAUUAUAUGUGGGUGGGACAGGACAUGCCCACUUUUUAUUUUCUUCCGACGCCCAUGCUUCCAUGACUUGUUGGCUACAUUUUCCAUGAUGCUCCAGUGCAACAAGAAAAACAGAAAGAAACAAACAUCCCACAAACACAUCUUGGUGGAUGGCCUACAUUUGUGGUAAAAGUGAAAUGGUUUACAUUUGUUUGUUUUUUUUGUUAGAAGACUGAAAGGAUUUUGUGGUGUUUUCUCCUGAAUAUGAAGUAACAUUAAGUCACUCUUCAAUGCUAUCUUAAUACCAAAUUUCUUAUUAGAAGACAUGUUUUCAGCCCUCCAGCCUGGGCAAACCUUGUUCUAAUAGAGUGUUUAUGGUAGAAGUGCUAAUCCAGCAAUACCGUUGUUAGCAUCGAUCUCUGUUUGAAAGUAAAGCAAAAUGUUGUGUUGUGAUGAGGGUAAAGGAUUAUACAAGGAAACAAUACAGCACUAAAUGAUGGCAACACUAACCUACGUUCAUGCUAGCAAGCAGCAAGUUACCAGCUCUCCUAGCUUGUCACCAGUGGGCGUGGCUUGUCUGGCAUUCUUUUUUUCCACAGUUCUGAUGAGAAAUGUUUUUAGCUAUACAUUCUUAGCUUCUACACAUUACAAGUUAUAUAACAUGCUAAUCAGCAUGAAAGCUAGUAGCAUCACUUUAGCUUUGUACUCAUGUCCUUAACAGAUUAGAUUAGCACAGCAAGCUAAGUCUACAAGCACUCAUUCAGGUCACCAACAACUUCUGCUAUGUCAAUUUUUGCUUUUUAGCUUCUCUGUAAACAUUAACCAUGAGGUCAUACAACACCACAGAAGAAACGUAAAGAAACGUGACACCACACGUGCCACAGGAUUGACCCGAGGACUCUGAGAAGAGCGUUUCUAAUUUGCAUAGAUGAUUUUACUGGUCACUUCUGUGUAUUCACGUACGAUCGCUGCCGCUUGCUAGCGUGAAUGUAGGCUGAUGGAACAAGCUAGAUUUUUAUAGUGAAAAAAGUCCUAAAAUAUACGGUUUUCUGGACUUUUUCUUUGUCUAUUAUUCAGAAGGUGAAUGUGUAGUGGGACGUAUUUUUUAUUUUUUUUUUCCAGUGCAAUGAAGCAGCCAGGUGUCACAAAAUGACGACACAAGAAUGAAGUAAAUUUAUAUUUAUAUAUAUAUAUAUAUAUAUAUAUAUAUAUAUAUAUAUAUAUAUAUAUAUAUAUGUGUGUGUGUAUAGAAGUAUAAAAGAGACAGAGCCUUUAUACUUGUACUACAGGAAGUGCUCAGUCUCAUCUGUCUGUAAUGAAGUGCCUCGACAGCUAAUCUCUGGAACAGGAACUUUUUUGUUGUUGUCGUUGUUGCUCAUGUGUAACGUUGCAAAUUUUUAUCCUAGUCUCCAAACGUGAUCAAUGUUUUUGUAUGGAACAAUGUGACAGCAAACCAGUGCUUCCAGUCUUAACUCGUCUUUCAGUCUGUUGCUGGUCCGUUUUUUUUUUUUGUUUUUUUUUUUUUUUACAUGCACAUGUGAAGUCGAUACAUUGAAGUGGAAACAUCUGCCUCCGAGCCAGGACACACUAAGGAGGUGUGUGCGCAUGUUAUAAACUGAUGCAUGUGUGAUGACCAAAAUGCUAACGAAAAAAAGAGAAGGUUAAAAACACUGGAAAUAAAUUGUCUUUGUUUUUUGAGA
This is a messenger RNA of Tachysurus vachellii, 8921 nucleotides long. Its product is annotated as rho GTPase-activating protein 21-like. The transcript has 26 exons. The record is from RefSeq and is a predicted model, not a curated record. Gene Ontology annotation, biological process: signal transduction. NCBI's taxonomy places the organism in Eukaryota, Metazoa, Chordata, Actinopteri, Siluriformes, Bagridae. Bases 487 to 6081 code for a protein of 1864 amino acids. Gene Ontology annotation, molecular function: protein binding; phospholipid binding.